UCAAAUUUACUCAAAUAUUCGCACACAAAAACUGAAAUAAUUUAACAAAUAUUUAUUGCUAAAUCACACACUAAAACCCCCUUUUGAAAUGUCAUCAUAUUCUAUUGAAAAUCAAAACCCUAACAAUUCUUUACCACUAAAUCUCUGGCUAAACAACCAAAAAACCUUAAAUCGUGUCUUUUGUUCCGCCAUUCGUCGCAAAACCCUGCCACAAAUCGCCGUAUCUAAUGAUUUCACCUCACUCAUUUCAGAUGAGACACUACUUCACAUCCUGUCCAAGAUUUCUGAAACAUCAGAAAGGAACUCCAAUUGUUUGGUUUCGAAGCGUUGGCUGAACCUGCAAGGACGGUUAGUAAGAUCGGUUAAUGUUUUCGAUUGGGAGUUUUUAAUAUCGGGUCGUAUGUUUUUUAGGUUUCCUAAUCUUACCCAUGUUGAUUUAUUGUAUGCAAGUGUUGUUUUUAGUAGUACUAAUUAUGGUUUAGAUUCGGGAGUUUUUGUUGGGAAUGAAAUGGGGUUGUGUAGAAUAGGUGUUGAUGAGUUUUUAUGUAAUGAAAAUGUUUUUUUGCCCGUUGAAGAAGUUGAUUUCGGGUUAAAAGUUUUAGCUAGUGUGUACCCGAAUUUAAGGAGAUUAGUGGUAGUGAAUUGUAGUGAAAUCGGGUUGUUGAGUGUUGCAGAAGAAUGUCCUAUAAUGCAGGAGUUGGUUUUGCAUAUGUGUAAUGAUAAUGUGUUGAUUGGGAUAGCGGCGUUUGCUAAUUUGCAGAUAUUGAAGUUGGUUGGAUUCGUUGAUGGGUUUUAUCGGUCUUUGGUUAGUGAUCGAGGGUUGAUGAUUUUGGCACAAGGGUGUACGAGGUUAGUGAAGCUUGAGCUUCAAGGAUGUGAAGGUGGUUAUGAAGGAAUUAAAGCGAUUGGUGAGUGUUGUCAAAUGCUUGAAGAGUUGAUGUUUUGUGAUCAUAGGAUGGAUGAUGGGUGGUUGUCGGGUGUUUCUUAUUGUGAUAAUUUAAAAAUUUUGAAGCUUGUUUCGUGUAAGGGUAUUGAUCGGAAUCCUGGAAUUGAUGAUGACUCCUUGGGGGUUUGCCCGAUGCUUGAAAGAUUGCAUUUGGAAAGGUGUCAGCUAAGAGACAAGCAAAGUGUCAGGGCCUUGUUUCUUACAUGUCAAACUGCGAGUGAAGUUGUUUUGAAGAAUUGUUGGGGAUUGAAUGACGCCAUUUUCUUUAAUGCAAAUCUGUGCAGGAGGCUGAAAUCUGUCUCUAUAGAAGGAUGCUCAAGGUUAACAAUGCAAGGUCUCGAGACCGUGGUGCUUUCAUGGAAAGAACUUGAAACCCUCCAAGUGAUAUCAUGUAAAAACAUAAAGGACGGUGAAGUCACUCCUUUGCUAUCUGCCUUAUUCUCUGAUCUUAAAGAUUUCAAAUGGUGCCCAGGUAACGCUUAUCUUACAUCAACAAGACUCUCAUCUUCUGACAUUGGAAAACGAGGAGGUAAAUUCUUCAAGAAGUUUCAAAUAUAAACAUUUGGAACAGAAUUUCAACUUAAGGACUUCAAACACACAUGUAACGUCCCAUUUGCCAACAGACUCCCAUCUUUUCUCACAUAGGAAAACAUGUGAAAGUAGGAAUCUGAAAUGCUUUCAUUUCGGUUCAAGAAAUUCAAGCUUCUAAUUUUGGUUAACACCCCAAAUAGCUACCAAUAUGAACAUUUGAAAUUCGAAAGUUGAAGUUAUUUAUUUGACAGCACCAAUUCCAUAGUGUGCACGUUGCCUUGUAUGUAUCUAUAUGCUUUGUAAUGUACGAUUAUUUCUGUAUUCACUAUAACAACACUCAUGUAUUGUACUAACAAGUCGAACAUCUGCAUAAUAAUGCAUAAUAUGGAGUGAGUUCUUAUAUUCUUAGACAACAUUGUAUGAAAGCAUACAUGAUAUCUACAUGGAAGUUAGUUUUUAAGAAUCUUUGGGGGGGAAAUGGGCUUUCUUUAUGGCCCAGUAGUUGAAUUUAUCUUUUUUUUGCAACUAUUAUGUUUUCAAAUUGUGUUACUAAACUAUGACAUUCAUUGUAAAAGAUAUGGUAAGAUGUCACUCAAAAUAAUGAAA
Molecule: messenger RNA, 2083 nt
Organism: Erigeron canadensis
Lineage: Eukaryota; Viridiplantae; Streptophyta; Magnoliopsida; Asterales; Asteraceae
Product: F-box protein At5g07670-like
Exons: 2
Coding region: 89-1504 (471 amino acids)
Biological process (GO): SCF-dependent proteasomal ubiquitin-dependent protein catabolic process
Cellular component (GO): SCF ubiquitin ligase complex
Source: RefSeq, a predicted model, not a curated record